AUGGCGCAUACGGAUGUGACAGAAGUAGAUCAUACCCCAACCGAACAUUGCGAGGAGCGCAACGAGACUGGAAAGCCAUCCAAAGACCUGAGCGCCAGUAUGGCUCACAUUCAGAUAAGACAGAGCUCCGCCGAGAAGCAUGGUUGGGAUGAGCCCGUACCAGAGUCUGCCCCAGCUGUCAGCUUUGGUCAUAACCUAGAAAGAAACCAAGAAAGCAAGAUGGCUGGCUUCCCCGCCGGUGUCGUCAACAUCGUUAACGGUUGCGGAGCCGAGGCUGGAUCAGCCAUUACUGCCCACCCCGGUAUCGAUAAGAUUGCCUUCACUGGCUCAACAAUCACCGGAAAGACUAUUAUGAAAAAGGCUUCAGAGACCCUCAAGAGCGUCACUCUCGAGACCGGAGGCAAGAGCCCUCUCAUUGUCUUCGACGAUGCUGAUUUCGAGCAAGCGGUCAAGUGGUCUAACUGUGGCAUCAUGGGUUUAGGCAACAUGGGACAAAUCUGCACAGCCACAUCCCGUAUCUUUGUGCAAGAUACCAUCUACGAGAAGUUCCUCGAGGCUUUCCACGAGCAAGUCAAGUCUUCCACCGUUAUCGGUGAUCCUUUCGAUGAGAACACCACACACGGUCCUCAGGUUUCGAAGGCACAAUACGAGAAGAUCCUGUCACUUAUUGAGUCAGGAAAGUCAGAAGGAGCCGGUCUCCUGACUGGUGGUGCCCGUUCUGGAGACAAGGGUUUCUACAUCCAGCCCACUGUCUUCCGUGAUGUCAAGCCAAACAUGAAGAUUGUUCGGGAGGAGAUCUUCGGACCUUGUUUCGUUAUUGCGCCUUUUUCAACAGAGGCCGAUGCAAUUGAGCGUGCCAAUGAUACUGAAUAUGGCCUGGGUGCUGCCAUCUUCACUGAGAACCUUCGCAAGGCUCACCGUGUCGCCGCUGGCGUUCAGGCUGGAACCGUUUGGAUCGACAGCUCUCAGGACACCCACUGGGGUGUUCCUUUCGGAGGCUACAAGAAGUCUGGUAUCGGCCGUGAGCUUGGAUCCUACGCUUUGUCUGCAUACACCCAGGUCAAGGCUGUCCAUGCUACGUCCCAGCUGUAUGGGUAG
This is a messenger RNA of Fusarium graminearum PH-1, 1098 nucleotides long. Its product is annotated as aldehyde dehydrogenase. The transcript has 5 exons. The coding region runs from base 1 to 1098 and encodes 365 amino acids. The record is from RefSeq and is a predicted model, not a curated record. Gene Ontology annotation, molecular function: oxidoreductase activity, acting on the aldehyde or oxo group of donors, NAD or NADP as acceptor. Lineage: Eukaryota; Fungi; Ascomycota; Sordariomycetes; Hypocreales; Nectriaceae.